UCGCAGUUCAGACGGAUAAGCAAGGCCCUUGGGUUAUAGUUGGAGAUAAGAGCUUCUUUGUGAAUACAUAUUAUAAGGCUAAUUGGUACAAUGCAGCAAUGUACUGUGCAGCUAGCAACAUGGAAUUGGCCACUAUUUCGUCGAAAGAGGAGGACGACGCCCUUGUAGCAUACAUGAAACGAAAUGGCUAUGAAAAGGAGCCACUUUGGGUGUUUGGUACGGACUUAGGUCAUGAAAAACGCAACGAGGCACCGAAUGCAGCACAUUUCUCUUGGAUGUCAACCGGAAAACCACUCGGUUACAGUAACUGGUUACCAAAUGAACCUAAUCAUAGUGGAGCAAAGAUGGAACAUUGUCUGGAGAUAAAUUUUCUUCAAGGCAAAUGGAAUGACAAUGAAUGCAAUACGGGCUCUAGAUAUUUUGUAUGCCAAUUUCAAAAAUCUUGAACAAAUUAUGGUAUGAUGCACAUCAUACAAGAAAAUAUUACGAUGACCAAUCAAAUGAAUGUUUUGCAAUCAAAUGAUAUGUAAAUUUAAAAUGAGAAAUACAUUGCUUUGCUACAUUUUCUUCACUGAA
This is a messenger RNA of Sitodiplosis mosellana (orange wheat blossom midge), 576 nucleotides long. Its product is annotated as perlucin-like. The transcript is spliced from 3 exons. Gene Ontology annotation, biological process: biological process involved in interspecies interaction between organisms. Gene Ontology annotation, molecular function: carbohydrate binding. The record is from RefSeq and is a predicted model, not a curated record. NCBI's taxonomy places the organism in Eukaryota, Metazoa, Arthropoda, Insecta, Diptera, Cecidomyiidae. Gene Ontology annotation, cellular component: external side of plasma membrane. Bases 99 to 446 code for a protein of 115 amino acids.